Molecule: messenger RNA, 1517 nt
Organism: Bombus terrestris (buff-tailed bumblebee)
Lineage: Eukaryota; Metazoa; Arthropoda; Insecta; Hymenoptera; Apidae
Gene: IFT52
Product: intraflagellar transport protein 52 homolog
Exons: 6
Coding region: 174-1442 (422 amino acids)
Biological process (GO): cilium assembly; intraciliary transport
Cellular component (GO): centriole; intraciliary transport particle B; cilium
Source: RefSeq, a predicted model, not a curated record
AGUUUGAUAUGUUUCUGGUUGCCACUAACAACGAGAAAUUGUAUAUAAGCAUAUAUUUCUAAGUAAAUCUUUGAUUAAUAAUGCGAUAAAAAGGGUAAAAGGGUUAUUAAGAAUCGUUUUGAAAUUUAUUUAUUGAUACUUAUUCGAUUCAUAAUAAUAAGGUGACAAUCACUAUGAGCUCAACUUUUGGCGGCAGUGAUAGCAACAAUAAUUUAAAUGUCAUUAUUUUUGAUGCGUCAAAAAAUGAAAGGAAAAUGAACGAAGAAUUUAAAAUACUCCAAAGGAAGUUGAAAUCAAAAUGGAAAUUCGUCGAAAACAACGACAUUUUAACAGAGGAAUUGUUAUCGACGUGCAAAAUAUUAGUAUUGCCUGGUCCACGAAAUAAAUUUACAGAAUUAGAAAUGAAUUCUAUUAGAACGUUCUUAAAUUCUGGUGGGCAUGUUUUAGUUAUGCUCGGCGAAGGUGGUGAAAAAAAAUCAAAUACUAAUGUAAACUUUUUAUUGGAAGAGUUUGGCAUAAUGGUGAACAAUGAUAGUGUUAUACGCAUGGGUUACAGUCAAACAAUGCAUCCAAAGGAAUGUUUAAUUUCUCAAGGAAUGUCAAAUAAAUCUAUAUUUCUAAGAAAUAGCAAUGAAUACAUAGACAUGAACUUUUUGUAUCCAUACGGUGCAACUUUAAAUGUAGUACAACCAUCAAUAGUUGCGUUAUCAAGUGGAUCACUAGCAAUUCCAACAAAUAGACCCAUUUCUGCUUUUCAUUAUAAUGAACGCAAUGGUGGAAAGUUACUUGUUUUAGGUUCUUCAAGAAUGUUAACUGACACAUAUGUUGAAAAAGAAAAAAAUGAUUUAUUAAGACAAAUGAUCUUUGACUUUUUUGAAUCAAAAGAUAUUGUAAUAAAAGAAUCUCAAAUGGAUGAUAUAGAUUUCUGGGAAUAUAAUUUUAUACCAGAUAUAACACAACAAGCUGAUAAUCCAAAAGUAUGCACUCAAGAUAUGGAUAUAAUGGAUAAUCCUCGUGAUUAUACUAAAUUAUUUAAACAUCAUCUUUAUUCAAUAAAUUUAGACAUGAUACCAGUUUGUAUAAAGGCUUAUGAAGUGCUUGGUGUAAAACAUGAACCGCUUAGUCUAAUUCCACCACAUUUUGAGGCCCCAUUACCAGCCACACAAGCUUCGGUAUUUCCACCAAGUUUCCAAGAAUUACCACCACCAGCUUUGGAAUUAUUUGAUUUAGAUGAAGCUUUCAGUUCUGAUUUAUUGAAAUUAUCACAAUUAACAAAUAAAUAUAUGGCAACAAAAACCUUAUCCAAAGACGUGGAAUUAGAUCAUUACAUUCGUGAAUUUGGAAGUAUUGUUAGAAUAAGUACUUCUGACACCCAUACAGCUAAAGAAGUAUUAAAUGCAGUUUUUCAAAGUAUCUGUAGCUACAAAGCUAUGCAUGAAUGAGAAUAUUAGAAAAUUGUAUAUAUUGUGUAUUUCUCAUCUUACUUUUAUAAUAUAAAUGUACAGAUAUAUAUACAA